CCUCCAUUCACUUACAGGAAGGUCUCUCUGUCAUUGUGAGACAGCCAUGAAGGACGGUGUCAGACUAGGAGAAAACACUGACAUUUCUCGCCAGGAGGUUUUUGAGCAUUAUGCUAAUAUUUUUCUCCCACAUUGUUCAGAAGUGGGACCGUGCCGUGAUGAGAGGCUGCUGGAGAAGGCGGCUCAGUUCCUCCAGAGAGAACCAGACCUCAGUGAAACUUUCACAGUCUUCCCGUUCAACCAGUCUCUGAGUGAGGGCUGUGGAGGCCUGGCUGAAGACUGCAGGAAAUUUCUCUGUAGUUUUAUAAAAGCCACUGAGCUGCUGGAAACCCUCUGUGUUAAUCUGGUGCUGCAGCCCUGGAAGAAGGAAAUCAAGACUCUGAAGACUUUCACAGGUCCUUUUGUUUACCGUCUCCGACCAGUUUUCAGCAGUUCUAACAUCCAGUCAGUCCUCGCCUCUAUCGGAUACCUCCCUCAUACUGCCCCUCUACUAAGUGAGUACAGACUCAGUGAAGAUGCUAACCCAGACAGAGCCAUGCUGGUAGGCUUUGAGCUGCUGCUGGCUCGGGUGGAAUGUAAUCGUCUGCUGGAGCUCCAUGACAGGGAGCAGAUGGGGCAACAGGAGUGGCUGGAGGUCCUUCAGAGGAGACUGGGGCCUUCAAAACUGGAGGAAAGUACAGACAAGGACAAGACAGUGAGGGUAAAGGAAGAGGAAGAUGGAAAAGAGGCUCCUCUGCAUUUGGACAGCAGACUUGCAGUGAAACCUCAGCCCAAGCCUCGUCACUACCGCAUCAAAAAUGAGGACCAGUCCAUCAUGGAGAUGCAGAUGAACUACCCUGACUUGGUCUUUAGGGGGCGCCCUCUGCUUGCAGACAAACCUCACAGAGCAAAUAGCAGGAGUAGUGUUAAAGCUGCCCACACUAGUAAUAUCACCACUGAUGAGAGUAAAGCUGCUGAUCUCCCCAGAAGAGACUCUGUGAAAAGCCCCAGAGCUGCUGCUCAGACUGAAAGCUAUGAUGAGUGGCGAGUUGAUGAUGUGUUUGUUCACGAUGUCAAACACAGCGGUUACACUGGCAGGAACCGUGGUCAGACUGCUGACUCUGGGGUCAGUGUUAGCCGCCUUUCUAACAGUGAUGGUGGCAAAGCUGACAAUGAGCAUCUCCACGGAUCCACAGCAGAGCAGAGUUUGAACCCUGGAGAGUCUGCAGCAGAGGCUCCUACCUGGACACAGCAGGCUGCAGCAGACCCACCCUCCCUGAGCUCAAAGAACAGGGAUGAGGAUGUUAGAGAGCAUGAAGGAUCAAACCAGUUCAGUUCAAGAGCAAGACAGAAAAAACCUAGGGGGCUUAGUGGGAGAAAAGUACGUGUGGAGGGAAAUGUGGUGGAGACUGGUCCAAUUAGUCAUGUUGCUGCAGGAUGCUCAAGUUCCUCCGAGCCUGACCCUGAUGCGAUGACGGCACAGAAGAAGUCCUCCAUGUGUACCCCCUCCCUGUUGACCAUCAGUGCUGCAGACUUACAGAGCAAUCAAGGAGGAAACAAAGAGCAACGGAGAGAAGACGCAGAGAGAACAGAGGCAAGCAGAGGAGAGGGAGAGCUGCUGGAUCAGAGUUAUGUGGUCUUGUAGUCGAGUAUUCUGAGAAAUACACUCCUGAGUGCCAAAUUUGUGCACUCUUAAAAAUCAAUAAAGUCUUAAAGAUGGUUA
Messenger RNA from Cheilinus undulatus (humphead wrasse), 1702 nucleotides. RefSeq lists its product as uncharacterized. The record is from RefSeq and is a predicted model, not a curated record. Gene Ontology annotation, cellular component: cytoplasm. Bases 47 to 1624 code for a protein of 525 amino acids. NCBI's taxonomy places the organism in Eukaryota, Metazoa, Chordata, Actinopteri, Labriformes, Labridae. The transcript has 6 exons.